Molecule: messenger RNA, 493 nt
Organism: Acomys russatus (golden spiny mouse)
Lineage: Eukaryota; Metazoa; Chordata; Mammalia; Rodentia; Muridae
Gene: Isca2
Product: iron-sulfur cluster assembly 2
Exons: 4
Coding region: 16-483 (155 amino acids)
Biological process (GO): iron-sulfur cluster assembly
Cellular component (GO): mitochondrion
Molecular function (GO): 2 iron, 2 sulfur cluster binding; iron ion binding; 4 iron, 4 sulfur cluster binding
Source: RefSeq, a predicted model, not a curated record
AGCUUGUGGGACAAGAUGGCGGCCGCCAGGUCCUUGUGCUUAACUGCCGCGGCGUUCAGGGCGGUCGUUGCUCGGCGCCGGGGCAGGCUCUUCGCAGCCUCUCCCGGGCAUUUGACCCGCUGGGAAGCGACGUCCUCCUCCGUUCCAGAAGCUGGCGAGGGACAGAUCCGCCUCACAGACAGCUGCGUCCAGAGGCUUCUGGAAAUCACCGAAGGGUCAGAAUUCCUCAGGCUGCAAGUGGAGGGAGGUGGAUGCUCCGGAUUCCAAUACAAAUUUUCACUGGAUACAGUUAUUAACCCCGACGACAGGAUAUUUGAACAGGGCGGGGCGAGAGUGGUGGUUGAUUGUGAUAGUUUGGCUUUCGUGAAGGGGGCCCAGGUGGACUUCAGCCAAGAACUAAUCCGAAGCUCAUUUCAAGUGGUGAAUAAUCCCCAAGCCCAGCAAGGCUGUUCCUGUGGGUCUUCCUUCUCUAUCAAAAUCUGACGCAAUGACG